This is a messenger RNA of Sarcophilus harrisii (Tasmanian devil), 1883 nucleotides long. It is a transcript of the gene SLC39A5, whose product is annotated as solute carrier family 39 member 5. The transcript is spliced from 11 exons. Gene Ontology annotation, molecular function: zinc ion transmembrane transporter activity. Gene Ontology annotation, cellular component: membrane. Gene Ontology annotation, biological process: zinc ion import across plasma membrane; intracellular zinc ion homeostasis; BMP signaling pathway. Lineage: Eukaryota; Metazoa; Chordata; Mammalia; Dasyuromorphia; Dasyuridae. The record is from RefSeq and is a predicted model, not a curated record. The coding region runs from base 249 to 1859 and encodes 536 amino acids.
ACAGGUGUGUUAGGGUGUCAGUUCUACGUGUCUCACACUCCACUCUGGAGACGGGAGGCUGAGGCCCUAGCUUCUCCUCGCAGGAGUCCCAAACGCAGAGCUCCCCAAGAGAACCAGACAGACCUGCGUGGAAGGUUCUUACACUGCCAAUGUGGGUGUGGCUAGGCCCCAGGAUGCCCCAGGGGGAAUAGAAGUCCAACACCUGAAACCUCGGCUGUGGGGCUACCUUUCCAACCUCCUGCUCUACCAUGGGGCUCCUGUUGGCUGGACUGUGUGUUUGGGUGGCUCUGGGAUGGGUGGGGGCUUCGGACCCUUCUACAGGUCCUCCAGCUCCCCUGGGUCCUGCUGAGCAGGAGCAGGGACAUUACCUGGCACAGCUGUUUGGCUUAUAUGGAGAGAAUGGAACUCUGAGUGUCAGUGGCCUUGCCAGGCUCCUUCAUAGCCUAGGCCUGGGUCGGGUUCAGGGACUUCGACUGGGACACUCGGGCCCCACAGGGGGUAGGGCUGGGCCCUCCCCUGGGGACAAUUUCACACACAGACCACUAGACCCUGGGAUAAGUGUGGAUGUCUGGACAGGACUGCCCCUGGAACCCUCAGAAUGGAGGGAUUCAGAAAAGCCAGGGGCCUCCCACUUGCCCCAGGGGCCACCAGCCCCUGGCCUUGGUCUCUUUCACAGGCUACUGCUAGUGGACCAUUCACUGUCUGACCAUCUUAAUGAGGAUUGUCUAAAUGGCUCCCAGCUUCUUGUCAACUUUGGCUUAAGCCCAGCUGCUCCCCUGACGCCCCGCCAGUUUGCCCUGCUGUGUCCAGCCCUGCUCUACCAGAUUGACAGCAGAGUCUGUAUCCAGAGCCCAGCUCCUGCACCUCAAGGGGACUUACUGUCAGCCCUGGCUCAUAGUGCUCUGGCUGUCCUGGUGCUCAGCGCGUUGGCUCCCUUUUCCAUACUACUGUUACGAUUCCUGGGGUCCUGGCUGCUGCAUCCUCUGUUGGGCUUCUUGGGGGCACUGGCUGUGGGCACACUUUGUGGAGAUGCUCUGCUGCACCUGCUGCCACACGCUCAGGGAGGGCGUCACGGUGGGAACCUAGGCCCCGGGCUGGCUGUGCUAGGAGGUCUCUUCCUCCUCUUUGUCUUGGAGAAUUUACUUGGGAUUUUUCGGCAUGGUGGGCUACGAUUGAGAUGCUGUAAGCAAACAAGAAGAGGUCCUGGAAGUCAGGAUCUAGAAAAUGGUAGAGGAACAACUCUUCAGCCCCUGAGGGAAGGUCCAGAUACAGUGACUGAAGGGCCACAGGAUCUGGGUGGCCAACUUUCCACAGCCCCGCUCUCUCUGACACAAGAGCGCCACGGACAUAGCCAUGGACACCCAAGCAGUGAGAAUACUCAAAUCACAUGGAUGGUCCUGCUGGGAGAUGGACUCCACAACUUCACAGAUGGGCUUGCCAUUGGAGUUGCUUUCUCUGAUGGUUUUUCUAGUGGUAUCAGCACUACCCUGGCUGUCUUGUGCCAUGAACUUCCCCAUGAAUUAGGUGACUUUGCUAUGCUGCUCCAGGCUGGGCUACCCUACAAAAGGCUUUUGCUGUUGAGCCUGGUGUCAGGGGCCCUGGGGCUGGCUGGUGCAGCCCUGGGAGUGGGUCUCAGCCAGGGCCCUGCCCCAUUUACUCCCUGGGUUUUUGGGAUCACUGCUGGUGUCUUCCUUUAUGUGUCACUUGUGGAUAUGCUGCCCACCCUGCUUCACCCUGCAGACCCUCUGCCUACAUCUCACAUCCUGCUGCAAGGGCUAGGACUGCUGCUGGGGGGGUGUCUCAUGCUGACUAUUGCCCUGUUUGAGGAGCAGCUGCUCCCCCUGCCCUUAGAUGGCUAAAGUGGAACCACAGAAAGAAGGGGU